AAGCACACAUCACCAACCCCAUCGCUGCCACAGCGGCACAGCGAUGACCACGCCGUCAACACAACCAUGGCGCGAUCCACUCCCUUCCAGCUCCUCCCCCCGCCCGCGCCGCUUGUCUUCCACUCCACCUCUCCCCGGACCCUCCACUUCUGAGUCGACGCCCAAAAAGCCCGCGCUCGUCCUCCUCGCCUCCUCUCCUUCCCCAACACCAUCUCUCUCCCCGCUCUACUCCCCAUCAGACGAGAGCUUUGCCCCCUCACGACCUGAAUCGCCCGCCUCUCCAGCAUUCAUUACCACGCUCGAAGAUGUGCCGGAUCCACGGCCCAGCGCGCUGCUCGCGCCGGUGCGAGGCUUGCGGGCCUUAGCGAGGGUGUGCGCCGGCGGCGGCGCCGUGGCCUAUGCGGCUGCCAGGCGACGGAGGAGGUUGGAUGGCGACCCGGAUGUCGAUGGCGACUUGGGCGGGAGCAGGGGACGAGAUACCGCCGGCUGGCGGAGUGCGCGGCCUGCCGAGGAAGGUCAUACCGUCCAAGUGCUCGUGGGCGGGCGCGUGUCGCCGGCGCUGAGCUACGGGAGCCGACCUAGCGGCGAGUGGCGGCCGAGCAUGGAGGAGAGGGUGAGCUUCGAAAGGUCUAGUAUGGACGGGCGGGAGUGGAUGGAGGAGCGGAGGCCGUCGUUUGUCGAAGAGAGCGUUGAGGGCAGCGUAGAGGGAUACACUGUCGAUGGCAGUGAGGCUAGCGCGACUCCGAGUACCUCAGUUAUGUCGAGCUCCCCGGCCGCGAUUCAAGAAGGGCAAUCCGGGUUUCGAUGGCCAUGGUCUGCCGCCUCGAGUAGCUUGGAGGAAGGGGAGAGACCGGCGCCCUUCGCCGCCGAGGUCGCCAUUAAGGGGUGGCAGGUCGUGGGCGGAAAGAGCUGGGACGACAGCGCCAAAGUCGGGGCGUAUGUUGUCUACGACAUAGAGAUUGCGCUCCGCAACGGGACCACCCUGUCCAUCACGCGGCGAUACACUGAGUUUGUGCGCUUGCGCGACACAUUGCGGAGGGCAUAUCCUCAUCUGCGACGCACAAUCCCUGCACUGCCUGGCAAGAAUCACAUGCACAAGUUCUCUCCCGAGUUCCUCGAAGAACGCCGUCCUCGCCUGCAGCGCUUUCUUCGCACCGUCGCCCUUCACCCCGAAAUGGGGCAAGGGAAUGGCGUUCUUUCGCAAUGGGUUCUUGGCGGGCCCAGUGGGCCACCCGCACCGCGCAACAGCGCGCGACUCGGCUUGACGCUUCCAAGCCUACCUGGCUUGGGACGACACGAGCCAACAUAGAGAGCACGCAUGACAUUGUUAUGAUGUUCGCAUUGUUCCGGGAAUCCGACUCCCUGCCGUUUUCGAAGCUGGUGAUGACAUUCCGUGGCACCGGCG
This is a messenger RNA of Cutaneotrichosporon oleaginosum, 1405 nucleotides long. RefSeq lists its product as uncharacterized. Lineage: Eukaryota; Fungi; Basidiomycota; Tremellomycetes; Trichosporonales; Trichosporonaceae. Gene Ontology annotation, molecular function: phosphatidylinositol-3-phosphate binding. The record is from RefSeq and is a predicted model, not a curated record. Gene Ontology annotation, cellular component: endosome.